ACUCUUUCUUCUGAAUGGCCAGAAAGCAUAUACAUCGUCCUCGUCUAUUGUCGGUGCCCCUGUUCUGUCCAAAACAACCAUUUUAACGGACUCCUCACCUAUCUUUCUCCCUCAAAUGGGCUACUAAACCAACCACAUUGCCCAGAUAAACCUCUCUUCCUCUAAACCUGUUCGUUAAUCGUUCCCUCCGGAUUUAGUAUCUUCUUUUUGGUGCAAAGAAAUACUAGAACAAACUAGAAGAACAGAGGCACCUGGAAUUGAGAUUUUGCAAUUUCCUGCAGAAAUCUGCUCCAGUUUCCCUGGCAUUGAUCAAUGCCAGGUGCUAUAUGACUUCUUAAGCCCCAGAACUUUCAAAGUUUUAUCGUGUUUUCAAGGUUUUUCUUCUUCUUGGCAGAUUAGAUCUGAACCAGAACUAAAUCCAAAAAAACCAAAGCGCAUUCUUUUCCAUAGAGAAUGGGGGAGAAGUCAAGGUCGAAAGGGGGUUGGUGCGGUUGGUUGCUUGUUUUAAUUGUAGCAGCUGCAAUUGCAUUUGGAAUUUUUGUAACGAUCAAGAAGAAGCACCAUGCCUCAAAGGGAGAGGCAGCCCCUGUUCCGGGGCCUCCCGGUGCUGUUACCAAGAAGUAUGCUGACGCUCUCCAUGCCGCAAUGCAGUUCUUAGACGUACAAAAAUCGGGGAAGUUGGUUCAUAACAAGAUACCUUGGAGAGGGGAUUCGGCUCUUGAUGAUGGAAGUCCCGCAAAAGUCGAUCUUUCCAAAGGAAUGUAUGAUGCUGGGGACCAUAUGAAGUUUGGAUUCCCAAUGGCUUACACAGCCACAGUGUUGUCAUGGAGUAUCCUUGAAUACGGUGAUCAGAUGAAGGUGGUAAAUCAAUUGGAACCUGCUCAAGACUCACUCAGAUGGAUCACGGACUACCUUGUCAAUGCUCAUCUUUCUGACAAUGUUCUAAUCAUUCAGUGUUUAUCUGCUUUAUUUUUCAUCCCAAAAUUGUGCUGUAUAAAACAUUGA
This is a messenger RNA of Coffea eugenioides, 1005 nucleotides long. Its product is annotated as endoglucanase 10-like. Gene Ontology annotation, biological process: carbohydrate metabolic process. Gene Ontology annotation, molecular function: hydrolase activity, hydrolyzing O-glycosyl compounds. The record is from RefSeq and is a predicted model, not a curated record. The coding region runs from base 454 to 1005 and encodes 183 amino acids. The transcript has 3 exons. Lineage: Eukaryota; Viridiplantae; Streptophyta; Magnoliopsida; Gentianales; Rubiaceae.